GCGAAUCAGGUGCUGGGAGAGGAGGAGGAGCCGGAGCCGGAGCCCGAGGGCUGGCAGCGGCCGUCGCCACCAGCAUGGCGGAGGGAGCGGAGCGCGGCGCCCGGGGGAGCUUUGCGCGCCGCUUGGAGUGAAAGGCAGCGCCGCGGCGCCGCGCGUAAAGUUGCCCUUACGCUCGCCCGGGGGAAAAGGCGCCGCCGCCACCGCGCCAUGGAUCUGGCCGCCGCGUGAGCCGGGAACGGAGGGACGGGGAGGCGCAACCGCCCCGCACCAUGGCUUCCAAGGAGCGCCUCUACGAGCUGUGGAUGCUCUAUUUUGCCAAGAAGGACUUGGCGUACCUGCAGCAGUGGCUGGAAGCGUUCGUCGCAAAUUUUGAGAAGAUCAUCACCGUGCAUUCGAUGGAACCGAGGAGGCCGGAGGACUCUGUCUCCGAGAUCCCGCUGCUCCCCUGCGACGUCCUGCAGACCCUGACCCAGCAGCUGACGUCUUGUGUGAACCAGAUCUCCCGCCAGGAGGUGGCUGAGGCAGGCCUCAACCAGGCCCUCUUGCUGAUCAAGUUCUUCAUCAUCAUUUGCAGGAAUCUUGAAAACGUCCAAACUGACCGGCCCCCGGUGUUUAUUCACGAGGUGACCAGUUUGCUGUCUGCUUACUCGAAGAAGCUCAAGAACGCCCAGGGACAGAAUUUGCGUUACCGGAGUCAGCUGGAGAACGUAACUCUCUACGUGUUGCACCUCUAUGAAUGCCUCUUUGAUCCCUACCAGACGUGGAGGAGGCAGCUGAGCGGGGAGAUCGUCAGCAUGAAAGAGAAGAGCAAAUACAAGUUUGCGCCAGCUGUGUUGCCUCAGGAGUUCAACUCGUUUUUCCAAGAGUGCUUCCAAGAGGGCGAGCAGCUUCCUGAGGUCCUUCAGGUGCGACUGAUCCAUCUCUUCGGCGCCAUCGUCUCUGGAGCCAAGCAAAACGCUCUCCUGGUGGUCACCCCGUCCUCGGUUGAGGUCCUCAUGCUGGUGCUUCGGAGGUGGUGUUCCCCGGUCAGCGGGCCCCCCAGAGACUCCAAACUGCUGCAGCUGACCCUGAAGGGCUUGGUCGGAAUGGUCCACGUUCUCCACGCCAGCAGCCCUGACCAGCGCCAAGUCGAGAUCCGAGCCAUCUUAGACAGCUACUUCAAGGUUUUGAACUCGGACCAGCCCAUGGCGUCGCUGGAAGGCUCUCCCGGCCCUCACUGGGAGGAGAGGCUCAUCGCGCUCAGGGUGAACAUGUUGGAUGCCAUUCCGGAAAUGUUAAACUGCGAUGACCGUCCCGUCCUGCAGGCCCUCUUCCUGAGCAACAACUGCUUCGAGCACAUCAUACGCCUGAUCCAGAACAGUAAGCUCUACCUGAGUGGGGAGUUCAAAGCGUCCUGGGACGAUUCCGCCGCGACCGAGACGGAAACCCGCCAGGUUUUCGACAACAACUCUGACGCCAUUCCCAUCCACGCUAUCGGAGUCCUCACGUCUAUCAUGAGCAACUCUCCUUCGGCCAAGGAGGUGUUCAAAGAAAGAAUUGGCUAUUCGCACUUAUAUGAAGUUCUGAAGAGCCAGAGUCAGCCGACCAAGAAACUGCUGCAGGAGCUCCUCAACAUGGCCGUCGAAGGCGACCACAGCUCUUCUCCCGCACGCCUGAUCCACAACGAGCAGCCCCUUUUGAUCCUGAUUAUGUGGAUCCCAGAGCUGAAGUCCCGGGAUCUCCAGAUCUUCCUCUCCGAGUGGCUCAAGAAGAUCUGCAAUGCCUCGCUGCAGAGCCGUACCACCUGCGUCAAGGCAGGGAUGGUGAGCUGCCUGCUGGAUGCCCUGUGUGCCACGGGGCAGGAGCUGGACCCCAAGUGCUCCGAGAACCUCCUCUACCUCCUCCAGGUCUUGGGCGGCCUCUCCAUCCGGCCGGGGGAACUGAGGCAGCUCCUGAAGCUCCUCCGGACUGAGCAGGGCAAGGGGCCUCACCCCUACACCGUCCAAGUCAUCCGGGCCCUCUCUGGGAUGGCCAGGAAAGAUGGCGCCGAGCGAGCCCUGCAGUAUUUCGACCUCACGCCCAGCAUGGCAGGGAUUAUGGUGCCUUCCAUCCAGAAGUGGCCCGGGAGCGGCUUCGCCUUCCACGCCUGGGUGUGCCUCGUCGAAGAGGCCAAAGACUUCCCAGAGGAAGCGGCCAGGCUGAAGCGGAAACAGCUGUACAGCUUCUUCACCACCAACGGGACGGGCUUUGAGGCCUUCUUCACAGCCGACGGGACGCUGGUGGUGGCUGUCUGCACCAAAAAGGAGUACAUGACGGUGGCCCUGCAAGAGUUUCCGUUCAACGACGCUGCCUGGGUGAGUAAGAGGCUAGGGCAGACCUGGCUUGGGUUUAUCGGUGUGAAUGUGAGAUACGUGGCCGCAGAAGGACACAACUUUCUACUGCACCUCCUGUACCAGUUCCUGCUCUUUGACUUCCGGAUCUGGAGCAACAGCGACUUUGCCGUCCGAUUGGGUCACAUCCAGUACCUGUCAAACGUAAUCAAGGACCACAAGCAGAGAAUCCGUAGGAAAUACGGUGUGCAGUACAUCCUAGACUCCAUCAGGACGUAUUACGGGACUUACAAGGAGAAGCCCAUCGCAACUGAUGACAUCAAGACGGUGCAGACGUCCCUCUUCAGCCUGAUCAAGGAGUUCUUCUGCAGGAACUUCUCCACCGAGGAGAUGCAGAGCACCUUGAACUACCUUGCUGCUGUGAAUGAUGAGCACCAGGUCUGCGGAGUGCUGGAGGUGAUCCACAGCCUUUUGAAAAGCUCCCCAUCCCAGGAGCAGAUUUACACGUUCCUCUUUGAGCCGGGGAACGUGGAGAUUUUUUUCUCGCUGCUCGUCCAGCGGAAGUUCUCGGACGAAGUACGCGAGAGGAUCUUCAAGAUCCUGUACAAAAUGCUGAAGUACGAGAAGGUGAACGAACGGAGCAAGCAGCGCCUGAAGCUGAAGGACGUUGGCUUCCUGGGCUUCAUCUCGUACCUGAACGACAUCCCGGUGUCCAUGCUGAUCCGGUACCUUUGGGAGCAGGUGAUUGGGACAGACACCCCGAACUACAAGGAUUUGUUGGCCGUGAUCUACCUCUCGCACCGGGCAGAGCUGACCGUCAGGCUGGACAUCUGCAGAGAGCUCUUCCGCCUGAUCUACAAGCCGCAAGACCCGGCCAAGCAGACGGUCAGGCAGCUGGCCAAACUGGCCGGCUGGCAGGACACCCUCACCAAGCUCUACGUCAAGGAGUCCUACGAGUCACGCCAACACAGCCUGUCGGGCUCGGCCAAUGGCGGAGGCAGCCUGGACCUCCCGAAGGCCUCGGACCAGCCGGGCACAGAGGCCGGGAAGGAGCCCGCCGGCGCAGCGCCCCCUUCGGCCUCCGACCUCCAGGAUCUGGACGUCUUCCUCCCGCUGGGCUACGAGGCCUCGGACCCGGAGCUGUCGGAAGGCUUUUCGGACCACUCGGUCUCGCCCACCAGCAGCCAGAGGGGCAAGGCUUUCCCGACGUACGGCUUCAAGUCGUUCGACUCCUCCGACCUGGCCAGCCGCUCCUCCUCUUCCAACACCAUCGAUCCUCCCGGGGCCACGGAGGCCCCCCAAGCGGGGGACACGCUCCCGGCCGACAGGGUCUACCACCCGCUGUCUCCCUUCUCCAUGUCUCCAUUCGACCUCGGCCUGGAUUUGGGCAGCACCAGCUCUGCCGCCACAGCCGAGAGCGGGGACCAGACGCCCGUCAGCCUGCCGGGGACCCCGUCGCCGCUGGAGAACUUUAAGCCCUUCCCGGGGACGCGGGUAAGGAAGAGCUCCAGCCUCUCUAACGUGCUGGACGACACCAGCUACCAGGAUACCUUGCCCAGUGACAGCAUCUCCAACACCAGCAACCCUCAGCAGACGCCCGAGGAAGAACUGUGCAACCUGCUCACCAACAUUGUCUUCUCUGUCACCUGGCGAGGGGUGGAGGGCUGGGACGACGCGGCCUGGAAAGAGCGCGGGCAGGUCUUCUCGGUCCUCACCAAGCUGGGUUCGGCCUGCGAGUUGGUGCGCCAGCCGGACGAGAUCAAGCGCAGCCUCCUGGAGAUGAUGAUGGAGUCGGCGCUGACGGACAUCAAAGAGGCCACCCUCGCCAUGCUGCCCAGCCUCACGCAGAACGCUCUCAAGCUGCUUCGGCUCCUCCAGGACUUCCUGUUCUCCGAGGGCCACAGCAACCAGGCCUUGUGGAGCGAGAAGGUUUAUGAGGGGGUCAACAGCCUGUUGGACAAACUGGGGGUCUGGCACCACUUGGCCAACGGCACCUCCGACUUGAAGGAGAUGGCGCAGAUCGGCUUGCGGGUGCUCAUUGGAUAUAUCUCACUGGAGGACCUACAACUGCAAUCCAUGGCCUAUGUGAAGCUCCACAGCCUCCUGCAAACGGCCUCGGCCCCCAAGAAGGAGGAGGCCUGCUACGUCCUGGGCAAGCUGGAGACCCCCCUGCGCCACUCGCUGCACACCAAGUCGGAGACCUUCUCCUGGCUGGUGCCCAUCAUCCGCACUUUGAUGGACAAGUGCUACGACACCCUGCGGCUGCAGCACUUCCUCCCCUCCCUGCCCCCCACCAACGGCAGCCCCACUUUCUACGAGGACUUCCAGGAGUUUUGCACCACCCCGGAGUGGAUCGCCUUCAUCGAGAAGCACGUGCAGCCCACCAUGGCCCAGUUUGAAGUGGACACGUUCGCCAAGAGUCAUGACCACAUGUCGAACUUCUGGAACUCCUGCUACGAUGCCUUGAUGAGCAGCUCCCAGACGAGGGAGAAGGAGAAAGCAGAGAGCAGGAGGAGGUUUCAGGAGUUGAUCUUGGAGCCGGUGAUGAAGAAGGCCAAACACGAGAACAUCCGCCACACCAAUAUGCUGAAGCAACUCAACAACCACCAAAACACUGUCCUGAAGCAAUGGAAGGCCUUGAGGAGACUGCUCACCUCCCAGCGCUCUGCCUGGGCCGAUCGAAAUCCUCCUGAGAUCCACUGGAAGUUGUCAUGCGCCGAGACCUACUCUCGAAUGAGGCUUAAGCUGGUACCCAACUACAACUUUGACCGUCACACGGAGGCCAGCGCUCUGCGUGACAAUCAGGGGGCCGAUUAUUUGCACAACCCGGCUGAGCCGAUCCCCUUAGCCGUCGCCAAGGAGGCAAAGGUCAGCGAGAUGCAGGAUGACCAGCUCGCAGAAGAAGACCUCUCCUUCCUGGAUAACCUGGUGGAGCCCAAAGAACAAAGUCAGAGGGAGAAGCUGGUGAUCUCUGAGGACUGCGAGCUGAUCACCAUCGUGGCCGUGAUCCCGGGGCGGCUAGAAGUCACCACUCAGCACAUCUACUUUUACGACAGCAGCUGUGAGAAGGAUGAGACCGAGGAAGGAAUCGGCUACGACUUCAAGCGCCCCCUGUCUCAACUCCGGGAACUGCACCUCCGACGCUACAACCUCCGCAGGUCCGCCCUGGAGUUCUUCUUCAUCGACCAGGCAAACUACUUCCUCAACUUCAAGAAAAAGGUCAGGAACAAGGUUUACUCUUCCAUCCUGGGCCUCCGACCACCGAAUCAGAUCUAUUUUGCCAGCCGCUCGCCGCAGGACUUGCUGAAAGCCUCGGGCUUGACUCAGAAAUGGGUUAACAGGGAGAUCUCCAACUUCGAAUACCUCAUGCAGCUCAACACCAUCGCAGGCCGCACCUACAACGACCUCUCCCAGUAUCCCGUGUUCCCGUGGAUCCUGCAGGAUUACAUCUCGGAGACUCUGGAUCUCAACAACCCCGCGGUGUUCCGGGAUCUCUCCAAGCCCAUCGGAGUCGCCAACGAGAGACACGCCAAGGAUGUCAAAGAGAAGUACGAGAGCUUUGAGGAUCCCACGGGCAUGAUUGACAAGUUCCACUACGGCACCCACUACUCCAAUGCGGCCGGCGUCAUGCACUACCUGAUCCGCACGGAGCCUUUCACUACUCUGCAUAUCCAGUUGCAAAGCGGGAGGUUUGACUGCUCCGACCGCCAGUUUCACUCCGUCCCCGCCGCCUGGCAAGCCCGCAUGGAAAACCCCGUGGACGUGAAGGAGCUGAUCCCGGAAUUCUUCUACUUUACGGACUUCCUGGAGAACCAAAACAGCUUUGAUCUAGGCUCCCUGCAGAUGUCGAAUGAGAAAGUGGGAGACGUCGUCCUUCCCAGAUGGGCCAAAUCCCCAGAAGAUUUCAUCCACAAGCACCGUAAAGCCCUGGAGUCAGAGUACGUGUCUGCCCACCUCCAUGAGUGGAUUGACUUGAUCUUUGGGUACAAACAGCGGGGACCAGCCGCUGUGGAAGCGCUGAACGUCUUCUAUUACUGCACAUAUGAAGGGGCAGUUGACCUGGAUGCCAUCGCCGACGAGACCCAAAGGAAGGCUCUGGAGGGCAUCAUCAGUAACUUUGGGCAGACCCCCUGCCAGCUGCUGAAGGAGCCCCAUCCGGCCCGGCUCUCUGCCGAAAACGCAGCGUCCAAGAGAGUCUCUCGCCUGGACACCAUCCCCCCCAAUGUCUUUGAGAACCUCAGUGAGCUGAAGUCCUUCUUUGCUGAAAGCAUCAGUGAUGGGAUCCCCCUGGUCCAGGCCGUGGUCCCCAAAAACCAAGCCCACUCCUUCAUGACUCAGGGAUACCCCGAUAUGCUGGUCACUGUCAGUGCCAACGGGCUACUAGGCACGCACGGCUGGCUGCCGUACGACAAGAACAUCUCCAACUAUUUCAGCUUCACCAAAGACCCCACCGUCUCCAACGCAAAGACCCAGCGCUUCCUGUAUGGACCCGUUGCUCCAGGGGUGGAAGUGUCCUCCAAGACGCUGACGGUCUCUCACGACGGGAAGCUCCUCUUCAGCGGAGGCCACUGGGACAACAGCUUGCGGGUGACGUCCCUCAGCCGAGGGAAGGUUGUGGGACACAUCAACAGGCACAUAGACGUCGUCACUUGCCUGGCCUUAGAUCUGUGCGGAAUCUACCUCAUAUCCGGGUCACGGGAUACCACCUGCAUGGUUUGGCAGGUCCUGCAGCAGGGUGGCUUCUCCUGUGGCCUGGCACCCAAGCCCGUCCAGGUCCUCUACGGGCACGACGACGAAGUCACGUGCGUCGCCAUCAGCACCGAGUUGGACAUGGCCGUCUCGGGGUCAAAGGACGGCACCGUCAUCGUGCACACCAUCCGCCGAGGCCAGUUCAUGCAGUCGCUAAGGCCUCCCUGCGAGAGCUCCUUGCCGGUGACAGUCUCCAACCUCACCAUGGGGCACGAGGGGCAGGUCGUGGUGCAGACGACCGUGGAAGGGAGAGCCUCUCUGAAGGACAAGUUUGCCCUACACCUGUACUCGGUCAACGGCAAGCAUCUGGUCUCCAUCCCUCUGGACGAGCAGGUCACUGCCAUGUGCGUCACGGAAGAGUUUGUCGUUCUGGGGACCGUUCAGUGCUCCUUGCAGAUCAGGGACCUGCAGAGCCUCCAAGCUGCUGUCGCCCCUUUGGCAAUGAAGGUCCCCAUCCACAGCGUUUCGGUGACGAAGGAGAAGAGCCACAUUCUUGUGGGCUUGGAGGAUGGGAAGCUGAUUGUGGUCGGAGCAGGGCAGCCUCUGGAGGUGAAGUCGGGACAGUUCCACAGGCGGCUGUGGCGUUCGACGCGUCGCAUCUCCCAGGUGUCGUCCGGGGAGACAGAAUACAACCCCGCGGAGUCCAAGUAAGCAGCUCGGUUCGGCUUUCACCUGUAGCCUCGCAGCCACGGCGGGACACGAGAUCUGCCCACCCUCACCCGCUUUGGGGGCGUCUUCCGCUGCCCGGAGGCCU
Messenger RNA from Podarcis muralis (Common wall lizard), 7812 nucleotides. Lineage: Eukaryota; Metazoa; Chordata; Lepidosauria; Squamata; Lacertidae. The record is from RefSeq and is a predicted model, not a curated record.